Lethenteron reissneri (Far Eastern brook lamprey) is the source of this 1906-nucleotide messenger RNA. Its product is annotated as histone H4 transcription factor-like. The record is from RefSeq and is a predicted model, not a curated record. Gene Ontology annotation, biological process: regulation of transcription by RNA polymerase II; anatomical structure development. NCBI's taxonomy places the organism in Eukaryota, Metazoa, Chordata, Hyperoartia, Petromyzontiformes, Petromyzontidae. Gene Ontology annotation, molecular function: DNA-binding transcription factor activity, RNA polymerase II-specific; RNA polymerase II cis-regulatory region sequence-specific DNA binding.
GAGUUACAAGAUUUUUGGAUACAACACACACACGGCGGAAGAGGAAGAGGCGGAGGAGGAGGCGGCGGCGAGCGACGCGGAGGCCGCGAGGGACGACGAGGAGAGAGACGCUGAGAGACGAGGUGGGGGGAGAGAGACGAUGUCGCCACGGAGGUGUGCCAAGAAGAUGGUGCCGAUUCUCCAGUGCGAGUGGGGCACCUGUGCAUUUGUCUCCUCCAGCAUUGAGGUGUUCAGCAGCCAUGUGGGCUCCCACCUGCGUGCCCACCUAUCCCAGAUUUCCACAGGCGAGGUGACCUGCCUGUGGAGGGAAUGCGGCUUCACAGCAUACGAGGGUCCGCCCGAGUUAGAACGUCACAUCUACUUCCACGCCUUCCACACCAAACUCAAGCAGCUGGGCCUGUUCGUCCUCGAUUCGUGCAAGGCAGCCAUCCCCACGCCAGACCCUGCUGCUGACGCUUCGUUGCCGCAACUGCAGGCGGAGGCAGCGCCGCUGCCUGGCGGCGCGUGCGACCAGGGCGCGGUGAUGCGGAGCGUGCCGAGUUGCGGCCUCGACAGCCACACGCGCAACCUCGUGCCCGAGCUGCCCGACAGCUUCAAGUGCCAGUGGGAUGGCUGCGAAAGUAAAUUCUCUCACCCCGAGUGGUUUUACCGGCACGUGGAUUCCCACACGGAGAAGUUCAAGCAGCCCGGCGCGGUCAACACUGACGGAGGUUCCAUCACCUGCCUUUGGAAAGAAUGCGAGGCCACGUGCCGCAUGCGCUUCCGCCUGUGCGAGCACUUGCGCUCGCAUACGCAGGAGAGGGUGGUUGCAUGUCCCACCUGCGGAGGCAUGUUCUCCAACAACACCAAGCUCAUCGACCACGUCACACGACACCAGACCGACCAGGUGGCAGUAUUUCAGUGUUCCCACUGCUCCAAGAACUUCACGAGUGAACGGAUCUUGAGAGACCACAUGCGACACCACAUCAACCACUACAAGUGUCCUUUCUGCGACAUGACAUGCCCGGCCCCAUCUUCGCUGCGCCAUCACAUCCGGUACCGGCAUGAGCUGGAGAAACCCUUCCCCUGCUCGCUGUGCCAGCAUGGAUGUAAGAACCAGGCGGACCUGCGUCGCCACAUGGAGACGCACUCCACUGGGAAGCCCCACGGCUGCGAUGCGCCGGGGUGCGACUUCACCGCGCGCACGGUCAACACCGUGCGGCAGCACUACCGGCGCGUGCAUCAGGGCGCCGCGGCCGCGUGCUACAAAUGCCACUGCUGCGAGAAGGCCUUCUCGCGUGGCAGCACCCUCACCAGGCACCUGCGCGUGGCUCACCGCUUCCGCUGGCCGCCGGGAUACCCACGCUUCCGGUACCAGGAGCACGAGGACGGGUACCGGCGCGUGCAGCUUGUGCGCUACGAGACCGUGGAGCUUGCGGAGCAGCUCAUCAAGGACUGCGAAGAAGAGCAGCACCAGCAGCACAUGCAGCAGCUGGAACUGGAACAGCAGCAGCAGGAGCAGGAGACAGAGGAGAUGGAACUGCAGCUGGAACUACAGCUGGAAGAGCAGCAGCAGGAGACGCUGCAGCAGACAGAAUAACACUUGCAUUCACAGGAGACUCAGAUGCUGUCAUAUGCAGAGGACCUAAACCUGCAUUGAAUUGACCAAUAGUCAACAUUUUAACAUGGAAUUUUAUUAAGCCCUAUAAGAAUGAAUUACUUUUAUUGACAUGGCUGGUGUCUUACGAGAGACGAAAGAGCAAGUGUGGGCCAAUUUGCGGUCCCAGAUUAAGAACCAAAUAGACCAAUUUUACUGCACGUUAACACUUAGUAAUGCAGUCUCGUUACAACGUAUUUCACAAAUAGCUUUUUUAUGCAAUGCUUUGUGCUGUGAUUUAAACCCAUAAUAAAAGUGUCACCUUUUGUA